AUGCGCUCUUCCAUUCAAUCCGGCCUUCUACUGGCCGCCUCUCUAUCUACCUCGAUGGUAGAGGCAGAGCGUGUCGUCGGUGCAUACCUCUUUGCCCGCCACGGUGAUCGAACUGCCAAGAUUCUCGGCAACACCCAAUUGACUGAUCUGGGUUACAACGAGGUCUAUGAUGCCGGCUCUUUCUACAAUGGCCGCUAUAUCCUCUCCGACUCGGACAAGCACAUCGAGGGUAUCAGCUCUCUGAUCGUCAACUCCAAGCAGAUCAGCGCCAGCUCCCCGGCGGAUGCCGUGCUGCAAAACUCGGCCACUGGCUUCCUGCAGGGCGUGUACCCCCCGGCUGGUAACGUUGCCAACCAGACUCUGGCCAACUCGACUACCGUCGUGUCGCCCCUUUCGGGUUACCAGCUGAUUCAGGUCACCUCCACGACUUCCAGUAACAGUAACGAGGGAGCCACCUGGUUGCAAGGCUCGAGUGACUGCCAGAAGGCCACCGUCAGCAGCAACAACUACUACGCAUCGGACUCUUACAACUCGAUGCUCAAGUCCACCAAGGACUUCUACCAGUCACUGGCCCCCAUGCUGAACUCGACGUUCACUUCGUCGCAGAUGACAUUCAAGAAUGCCUACUCUAUCUUUGAUUACUUGAACGUGGCCCAGAUCCACAACUCCACCGACGAUUAUCCCGCCCUCAAGGACCUGACCGAUGAGGACUACACCCAGCUGCUCCAGCUGGCUAACAACCAGCAGUAUAACCUGGCUUACAACAAGUCCGACACCGUCCGUGCUAUUGACGGCGCCGUGCUGGCUGGCGAGAUCCUCUCCAGCCUCAACGACACCAUUACCAGUGAUGGCGUGUUCAAGCUGGGUGUUUCCUUUGGUUCCUACGGAACUCUCCUGUCCUUCUUCGGCCUGAUGCAGCUGCCCGCUGCCUCGGUUGACUUCACCGGUAUCCCGGACUAUGCCUCCUCGAUGGUCUUUGAGCUCGUGACCAAUGCCACUGGCACCGGCAUUCCCGCCGAGAGCGAGAUUAGCGUGCGCUUCAUGUUCCACAACGGCACGAUCACCGGCUCUGCCGAGCCCACCGUCUACCCUCUGUUCGGCCAGUCGAACGAUCUCCUCUCGUGGUCUGACUUCAAGACUGGCAUUGAGAAGAUUGCCGUCACCUCCGAUGCCCAGUGGUGCGACCUGUGCGGCAACACCGAUGGCAAGUGCGAUACCUCUACUGCCAGCACCACCUCCUCCGACUCUUCCAGCUCGGCUGGCUCCAGCUCCGGUGGCAUGUCGCGGGCCGUUGCUGGUGUGAUUGGCGCCAUGGUGACUCUGGCCGUUAUUCUCGGUCUGCAAGCCCUCUUCUUCCUGGUUGGUGGAUUCCGUAUCUCCAAGCGGAACAAGGCUGGCCCCGAGAUGGUUGCCGCCGAUAGUGGUUCCGCGGAGAAGAAGUAA
Messenger RNA from Penicillium cataractarum, 1443 nucleotides. RefSeq lists its product as uncharacterized. The transcript has a single exon. The record is from RefSeq and is a predicted model, not a curated record. Gene Ontology annotation, molecular function: phosphatase activity. The coding region runs from base 1 to 1443 and encodes 480 amino acids. Gene Ontology annotation, biological process: dephosphorylation. NCBI's taxonomy places the organism in Eukaryota, Fungi, Ascomycota, Eurotiomycetes, Eurotiales, Aspergillaceae.